AUGGCGACCUCCUCGCGUCUCGGCGGUGCCGGCCUCCCCUCCGGAUCCACAUCCUCCAUCAUUGCCGGGGCCGUGAGCGGCUACCACUUGCUCAAGGUCGACGGCUACUCGCGCACCAAGGAGCUCCCCAAUGGCGAGUGGAUCGACUCUUGCCCGUUCCAGGUGGGAGGCCGCACAUGGCAUCUUCGUUACUAUCCCAACGGGGACAAGUCCGAGUACAUCGAUUACAUAUCCCUCUUUCUCACACUCGAUGAUACCGUAGCCAAGGGCGAGACCGUGAAGGCACAAGUUAAGUUCAGCUUAAUCGACCAAGACGGGAAGCCGGUGCCGCUGCAUACCUUGACUACCAAGAUCAGAGACUUUUUGGUGGGUAAAAGUUGGGGAUUCCAGAAGUUUAUGAAAACGGAGGAAUUGGAGAAAUCAGAGCAUCUCAAGGACGAUUCCUUCACUGUAAAGGUCGAUGUCGCUAUGAUGAGCGAGUUCCACGCGCAGGAGACACCAUCCAUCCCGGUGCCACCGUCUGACUUGCACCAGCAUUUGGGGAUUCUCCUGUCGAGCAAGGCGGGCGUCGAUGUCGAAUUCCGAGUCGGCGGGGAGACAUUUUCGGCCCACCGGUUGGUGCUAGCGGCGCGGUCUCCAGUCUUCAGAGCAGAAUUCUUCGGUUCGAUGAAGGAGGGAACCACCACUGAGGCCAUACCCAUAGAUGACAUGGAGGCGCAAGUGUUUAAUGCUCUGCUUACUUUCAUGUACACUGAUACGUUGCCAGAUAUGAAGCAACAAGAAGAAUCUGCCAUGGCUCAGCAUUUGCUUGUUGCAGCAGAUAGGUAUGAUUUGGAGAGGCUGAAGCUGAUUUGUGCAGAUAAGUUGUGCAAGCAUAUCGAUACUAGCUCCGUGGCGACCAUCUUGGCAUUGGCGGAGCAGCACCACUGCCAGGAGCUUAAGGCAGCAUGCUUGGUGUUCCUCAGCUCACCGACGAAUCUGGAUGCAGCCAUGGAGUCUGAAGGUUUUGAGUUUUUAACCAAGAACUGUCCCGGUGUUAUGAAGGAUAUCCUCGUGUCCCAGGUUGUUCCUAGUUUACUUGGGAAAAGAAAAUCAAAGGCAUGA
Messenger RNA from Triticum turgidum subsp. durum (durum wheat), 1104 nucleotides. NCBI's taxonomy places the organism in Eukaryota, Viridiplantae, Streptophyta, Magnoliopsida, Poales, Poaceae. The record is from the annotation of a GenBank genome assembly.